Molecule: messenger RNA, 1053 nt
Organism: Penicillium samsonianum
Lineage: Eukaryota; Fungi; Ascomycota; Eurotiomycetes; Eurotiales; Aspergillaceae
Exons: 7
Coding region: 1-1053 (350 amino acids)
Source: RefSeq, a predicted model, not a curated record
AUGGACACUAGCAAGACACACGUUCUGAUUCUGGGUGCAACCGGAUACAUCGGGGGCGCAAUUCUUGCCGAGUUACUGCGAUCUCCUGAGGCUUCCAAACUGAGCAUUUCCGCAUUGAUCCGUCGUCCAGAACAGGCGGCCAAGCUCGAGUCUCUGGGAGUGAAGCCACUGCUUUUCCAUGGCUUGGAUGACCUAGAGACUUCCAGAAAUGCAGCUUCUCAACACGAUGUUGUGAUCAACGCCGCAUCUGCGUCCCAUGACGGUGUUGCUAAGGCGCUGAUCGAGGGAUUAGCUCUUAGACAGAAGGCCACGGGCAAGGAGUCUUAUAUGAUUCAUACUUCUGGCACAUCAAUUCUGGGUGACCAUCCCUACACUGCCACGCCACGGGACCAGGAGAUAUGGUCUGAUGAGAAAGACAACAUAUUUGAAAUGGAGAAGAAGAACCCUGAGCGCUACGGACAACGCGUCACCGAUGUUACGGUUGUUGAGACGGGGAUCAGCCUUGGUGUCAAAACGUAUAUUGUCGUUCCUCCUACCAUCUACGGAAAAGGCGACGGUCCAUUUGCGACUUUGAGUCAACAGGUGCCUAACCUUGCACGGUUAGCCAGGAAGCUCGGAGUUGCUGCUGUGAUUGAAAGUGGCAAGGGCAUUUGGAAUCAUGUUCAUAUUGCCGAUCUUUCGACUUUCUAUGGUCUCCUCUUCCGUGCUGUUCUUGAGCAAAAGCCAUGGCUUCCCUCCGGCCCAGAGGCUGUGUUCUUUGUUGAAAGUGGUGAACAUACAUGGCUCCAGGUCAGCCAGGGUAUUGCAGAUGCCAUGCACAAGAAAGGUCUACUAGCGACGAAUGAAGUCAAGUCAGUCAGCAUCAAAGAAGCAGCUGCGGAAAUUACUGGAGGCAACGAGAGUCUUGCAGAGAUCGCCCUCGCAUCAAAUUCGAGAGCUCGGGCUGAUUUUGCUCGGAACCGACUUGGUUGGAAUACGCCCCGGGGAUUGGAGGACUUUUUGAACCACUUCGAUGCCGAAGUAGCAGCUAUGCUUGGAGAGCUGAGGGGUUAA